CGACACCCGGACCCGGAAGAUAUCGAAUUGCUUCCGGAUCAAGUCAACAACCGGGCUCAAACAACACGUGAAUAUUACAGAAAGCUUCAAAACGGAUUCAGAUGAGGACGUGGUCUUCGUUUGCGAAAAGCCUGGUGUUAAAGUCCGAGUACCUCCAGUUGACUGGGAAAAAUUGCAGAUUCUACAGAGAGAGAUUGAUCAUGGGUCCUUGCCAUACCUGACACCAACAUUUUGCAUUGAAAGUCUGAGGGUUAUUCCUGUAAAGGGAUCAGAAGAAAACAUGAAAAUGAACAGCAAGGAAGGUGCUCCAAAAAAAGACAUGAUAAAGAAGGUUAAAAAGCAAAAGAAAAAUGACAUCCCUGAGGUGAAAAUGGAGAAUAUAGUCAAGACUGAGGAAAUGCUUGUUGAAGCGUCUGACAACAAUGAGAUAAAAAAGAAUAAGAAGAAAAGAAAGUUGACUACAGAGCCUACUAAUGUAAUAGAUGAUGCACAUGUUGGAGAAGUCAUCAAAAAGAAGAAGACUGAACACACAGAUUCUGCAGAUAAUUUACAGGAAGGGCCAGUGAAAGAGAGAAAGAAAAAAAUCAAAAACAAAUCUAUGCAAACUGAAUCUAAUAUAGAAAUUGUAAAAAUGGAGGAUGUUGAAGACAACUGUGCUCUGCAAGAUGUGAAAAAGACAUCAAAGGAACAUAAUAAAGUUAAACACAAAAUUGUUACAAACACAAAGAAAACUGAGAAGAAAGAUAAAAAGAAGAAAACAAAACAGCUCACAGAAGAGGAUAUUUCUAAUAUUAAAACCAUUAAAGCAAAAAAGUCAAAGAAAGAUAAACCAAAAGUGGAAGAAAAUGACAUAAAAACUCCUGAGAGCGGUCAUAUUGAAAAUGGAAAGACGAAAAAGAAAAAAGUGUCUAUAAGUGUUGCAAAAGAACUGGAAGGCACAGAGUCAAGUCAAGUAAAGAAAAAAAAACACAAAAAAACAAAGUCUGAAAAUGAAAUGGAUACAGUUGUGGAUACAAAAAAAUAUAAGAUGCCACAAGAUAAUUUCAAUCUAACAGAAAGUCCUAAACCAAAAAAAAAGAAGAAGAAGAAGCCAGAAGAAAGUGACAAAGAACCUUUAUUGGGUAAAGUUGAAGCUACAAGCAAAAGUAAACUGAAGAAACGCUCUAAAAAGGUUGAGAGCAAAGAUGACAUUGAGGCUGAUGCUGGUACAAAAAAGAAAAAAAAAAUUAAACAAGAACAAGAGGAGUACCCACAAGCGGAGGUGGUUUUCCUUUCAGAAAAGGCUGGCAAUACUGACGAAGUAAAUGUCAACAAGGAGAGAAGAAAGGCCUUGCAAAUGGAAAUUGACCAAGCAUCUCAGCCAAAGAAACCAGUUAAACCCUUGGGUUUGGGACAGUGGAGCACAGCGGAGUUUGGGAGCUCAGAACAACAGCAGAAGUUUCUCCGUUUAAUGGGGGGCUUCAAGAAAGGGUUUCAACCAGCUUCUGUCAAUGGUGGAGGUGGAAACAUGGCUCUGGGAAGGGAUGCACAGCAGCAGCUUCAACAAGGACUUCUGGGAGAGUUUGAGCGUGCCCACUCACGGCGCAUGGACUCCAGUAACAAGGGAGCUGGACUUGGUUUCACAGCUCCAUCCACUAAGAAGUUUUCUAUUGAUGCAAAUGCUACUCGCUCCAUACGCUUUGAUGACUGAAAUCAGUAUGAUAAAGAUUAUAUUAAUC
Molecule: messenger RNA, 1718 nt
Organism: Periophthalmus magnuspinnatus
Lineage: Eukaryota; Metazoa; Chordata; Actinopteri; Gobiiformes; Gobiidae
Gene: knop1
Product: lysine-rich nucleolar protein 1
Exons: 7
Coding region: 281-1690 (469 amino acids)
Source: RefSeq, a predicted model, not a curated record